This is a messenger RNA of Clupea harengus (Atlantic herring), 3971 nucleotides long. RefSeq lists its product as uncharacterized. Lineage: Eukaryota; Metazoa; Chordata; Actinopteri; Clupeiformes; Clupeidae. Gene Ontology annotation, molecular function: ATP binding; protein kinase activity; lipid binding. Gene Ontology annotation, cellular component: extracellular region. The record is from RefSeq and is a predicted model, not a curated record. Gene Ontology annotation, biological process: protein phosphorylation; lipoprotein metabolic process; lipid transport.
UGAAUUAAAAUGGUUCGUACCUCUUUAAGAGAAGUUGCCAUUAUGAAAACCACAGAAAACUGUAGGCAAUGCGAGUGUUUUGGCCGAUGUUGGCACCUCUGGUGAAAAUAAGUAACUUUUUGAUGUUGAAUAACAAACUGUUUGACUCUCCAACAACGUAAGGUUGGCCUACCAUAAUCGCUUCAGACAUCGUUUGCAUGUCUUUGUAGAAAUAAGGCAGCAAAUCUGUUGUUUUGGAUGCGUAUCCAAAGUUACAGUCUGCAUGUGGCGCGCUGCAGUUAUCUGGCAACACAGAGGUUGACGUUAACUUUCGUUUCACUUUUGAGUCUAGCAGGCUAUGUCCCGCGAGGGGAACCAAGGGGGUUCUACAGAUUAAGUUGAAAUUGUCCUCUACAUGUGAUGGACGUGGUCAUCUAAAUUCAAAGACCUACACAAAGAACAUCCUUCUUUCUUUUACAUCGCUGAUUUGCAGGUAGGCUAUGUUUCGUGUUAGUUUCCCCCGGAUAGCAAACGGCGAGUGGACCACAGAGGCCCGCUGCAUUUUGCUCAUCGGUUUUUGGUCCAUUUGGUGAUUUACAGACACACGCACGGUCCACCGUUUUGGUACUUGCUUUAAAAACUUUGUUUUUGUUUAUUCAUUUAUAGGCUACUUAUUUAUUAUUUUUCAAUAACCCUUAGCAUUUUCACAGAUGUUACUAAUGCGUAACUAGUCUUUAAGUGACGAAGUCAUUAUUGACCUUGACCAGUGCCACUUCUUCUGUUUAGUGGCUGAUAUUUUAAAUAGAUUGUGCCAAGGACGUGAUUCAGAAAAUCCAGGAAUUGCGAACAUUUCUUUCAUGUUAAUUUUUCAAUACCAACGCCCAGUUCAACUAAAGAUGAUGGUAGUCUGAGAGCGGACCUAAGUUUACCGGUGGACCGCUAGCCUAUAUGCUUGCUAUCUAGGUCUUUUCGUGUUUGUUUUCUUGAAACUCUAAUGACUCGUGUUCUUUUCAUCCUCGUAUCGUGUAGGCAACUGUUCACGUAUUAAAGCAGGCCUACAUCAUUACAAGCAGAGCAGCGUUGUUGGGGUAGCUCGUCUCGCACAUCUCUGUCAGUAACAUAGAUAACUGAGCGUUGUUGUCAGGCUGAAGUGGUAAUGUAAAUAACUUAAUCGAUGUCGCUUUUCUCCGAUAGCAAAAUGCUAAUGCUACCACUGUCCACUGUGAGUUAGCCUACUUGUGUCGCUACGGUUAUCUGACGUUAACUUAUGAGUUUCACUUUUGAAUCUAGCGGGCUAUAGCUUACAAGAGGAACCAAGGGGUUUCUACAUAUAAAGUUGAAAUUGUCCUCUAAUAGUGUCAGGUCUAUGUGAUGCAACAGACCACACUGUACGUACACGGUGGUUUAACGCAAUUUGCUCAAUGGUCGCAAGUUUCCUGUUAAAUCAAGUGGAUGGAAGUUGUGUUUCACGACGCUGAAGAUGACUCAACAUUCGCUGCCGGGUCUUGUUCUGAGAAGUGAGAGGGCUAUGCCCUUGACCACCUCUGACCACCAGUAAGAAUGGGCAACAGCCACCCGAGCGUCCUGCAGCAACACGGCUUCACCCUGGUGAGAGAGGAGCGCGGGGCCAGUCUGGUGAGGUCGCAGGAGGGCAAUGAGUACCUCGUCAGACAGAUCAAUGGUAACACAGAGGAUGUUUUUAUAGUGAAUGAAAUUCUUGGAAAACUGCAGCAUCCGUAUAUCAUUGGACAUCAGAAGUCCUUUAAAGAUGGUGGUACAUUCUAUGUUUUGGUGGACUACUCCAACGGAGGAGAUUUGUCUCAAAAGAUUCAAGACAAGCGAGAACGUGGUGAACCGUUUACAGAGGAAGAGGUUAUGGAUUGCUUUGUCAAGAUUUGCUUGGCGUUGAAGCACUUGCACACCAAUCACAUUAUUCACAGAGACUUAAGACCACAGAGCAUUUUCUUCACUGAGUUUGGGACUGUGUGUUUGGGGGAGCUUCCAGAGAUCAAAGAAAGAGCUGGUGUAAAGAGUGACUCUACUGGGGAACUAACUAACAUUCCCCCUGAAAUCCUGAAGGGAGAAGAAUACCAUGACAAGAGUGAUGUUUGGUCUUUGGGCUGUCUGCUCUAUGAGCUGUGUAUGAUGAAGAGUCCAUUCACUGCAGAGAGUACAGGGAAGCUGGUUCCUACGAUCCUGAGCGGUUCCUAUGCGCCUCUCCCUGAUACCUUCUCCCAGUCCCUACAGCAGCUCCUCAGAGAUGUCCUGCAGGUGGACCCGGCGCUCAGACCCUCAGCGCAGGAGAUUUCGUGGAGGCCGUCAGUCAUCGCCUUCCUCACAACCCAGAGUGAACGGACUGUUGCGGAGCUCCAGGAGAGCCUUCAGAAGCUGAGGGCUCUGGCUGAUGGUCUGGAGAACCUGCACUUCGGCACCACCGUGGGCAGCCUGACUGGAGGGGUGAUUGGAGCCGCUGGAGGGAUCACCUCCAUCGUGGGUCUCAUCCUGGCCCCCUUCACUCUGGGUGCCUCUCUGAUCGUGACCGGCGUGGGAGUUGGGGUGGCAAUCGCUGGUGGUGCAGCCGCGGGCGUCUCCAACAUCACCAACAUGGUCAACCAGUCCAUGGACCGCAGGAACGUAAAGAACAUCAUCAGCGAGAUCCAGGAGAAGCUGAACUCGGUGGUGGUCAACCUCCAGCACAUCUGUGAAGGCCUGGAGGCCCUGAAUCUCCCCAGAUCGGAGAAUUCCUCAGGAAUAGGGGCGCAGAGCGCGGCCAAGGCGGGUGUCAGAAUGGGGAGGGGGCUGGGGGGCAUCUCUGAGCUGGUGCGCCUGGCACAGGUGGCAAACCUGGGGAAGGUGGCGGCGCAGACCGCCAGGGCCGUGCGGGUGGCAGAGGUAGCCACCGGCAUCUUCUCGGCCUUCUUCCUGGCCGUGGACGUCUACUUCAUCGCCAUGGACGCCAAGGAGAUCCACAACAUCCGACAGACCAGGGCAGAGAUGGCCACGGCAGAAGACCCAGGCCAGCUGAAGAUGCUUGAGGGCGCUGGUGCCGCAGACGCCGAUGCGCUGGAGCUACGAGAGGUGGACUCCAUGACGGAGCUGCGCCCUGGUGCAGCAGAGGAGGCCAAGCCAGAGGUGAAGUCGGAGACCAUGAAGUUUGUCCUGCAGAUCAGGGAGACAGCAGCCCAGCUGCAGGACGGCCUGGACGAGCUGAGCGACGUCAUCACCUUCAUCCCAAAGGUUGAGGCCUACAGCCUCUAAGCCAAUAAAAACAUGGUGGCACUUUUCGAUACAGGGUGUUUUUCUGUCACGUUUUCCACACAUAGGAAUCUGGUCACCCUGACUGUAGAGGGUAAUCUAUCUCAGGUAACUUCCUCAUGUACUGGGUUUGCUCCAGUCAACUGAGGACCUUUAACACGUGCAUCCUUGUACUUUAUGGUUUAACUGAAGAGCAAUGUUGUCAGUACGCACCAGUCGGCUAACAACUGAUCAGAACUGUCACCAUGAUCACAUUUUAAAAUGUACAUUUUAGGGGUUUGAAUGUAUAUGCUCACAGUUUGACAAUUAACCUCUUUGAGUUUGAUUUAAUCGUCAACCUAGACAGCCAGGGAUACAGAUGGAUAAGGAAGAAUUUUAUGAUUUGUUUUAGUUGGUUAAGUUUUAGCUGCAGUUAUUAUAUGAUAUCAUACUUGUCUUUACUGGAAAAUCUCAGUUCUAAUAGCCUGUUGUGAUCAUAACAUGAAGUACUUCCUUGACGGUAUCUCAGUGUAAUGCUAAGCAUCUUAUCAGACAUCGUACCCUGCUGUGCACGUGUUUGUUCACCCUGUGGAAUCUGAGUGCAGAAACGAGAGGAGAUGUGUUUCAUGACCUUUGACCUCUGUGUGUUAGAGGGUGAUGUGCUGAUGUACUUCUGAACAUGUUCUCCUGUGUGGUGAACUAUCUCCACCCAGCUUCACCGUUAGAACAGAAUAAAACCCAAACCAGCUGCUUCCCUC